Panicum hallii is the source of this 1121-nucleotide messenger RNA. RefSeq lists its product as uncharacterized. The transcript has 2 exons. The coding region runs from base 127 to 663 and encodes 178 amino acids. Lineage: Eukaryota; Viridiplantae; Streptophyta; Magnoliopsida; Poales; Poaceae. The record is from RefSeq and is a predicted model, not a curated record.
CCCCGAUUUCUAUUUCCCGUUUCCCACCUCAAUUAUUGUCUCGUCUCCCUCCCCCUCUCGGGCGCUCUCUCCUCCUCCUCCUGCACCCGCCCUCCCGUCCCAUCUCCUCGCAUAUCGGCGUCGGGAAUGGCGGCCGCGGUGUGGGCGCUGGUGGUCGUGGCGGCGGCGCUCGCGGCGGAGGGGCGCGGGGCGGCGGGGGCGACGGCGACAGCGACGGCGGCGGCAGAGGCGGCCAACGCGGUGCUGCGCGCGCACCAGCUCCCGGGCGGCCUGCUGCCCCGGUGGAUCACGGCGUUCCGGCACGACGCCGCCACGGGGCGCUUCGAGGCCGAGCUGGAGGCGCCCUGCAUCGCGCGCUUCGAGGUCGACCUGCGCUACAACGCCACCGUGGCAGGGGUCAUCAGCAGCGGCCAGAUCGCCUCCAUCUCCGGGGUCGCCGCCAAGGACCUCUUCAUGUGGUUCCGCGUGGAGGACAUCAGGAUCGACGACUCCUCCGCCGGCGUCAUCAUCUUCAACGUCGGCGUCGUCAAGAAGCACUUCCCGCGCGCCGUAUUCGACGCGCCGCCGCCCUGCACGCCCGACCCGCUCCUCCGGCUCCGCACCACACCGCAGCGGCUGGAGGACUUCGACGGAUUGCUCACGGGCGGCGCCGCGUCGCAAUGAUGGGACGGGCGAUCCGACGGCGCCGGCGAGCCGGGACCACCAGAAGCGCAGUUUUGAGAGAAGAUUAUCGCCGGCCGGCCGGCCGGCCGGCUUCCGUGCACAUAGAAGAUAGCGUGGGCAUUCCUUCUGUUUUCGCCUACUCCUAGCUAGCUAGCGACCAACCGACCCCUUCCGCAUCGUUUCGUCACCUCUGUUCUCGUUGUCGUCCAUGUCCGUGUCCUUUGCGGGCGGAAGCCGGCGGCCGGCGGCCACGGAGAAUCCUGCCGAUUCGGCAGGCAGCGAUGGGGGAAGGAAGGAUGCUCGCUCGGCCGGUCAUGUUGCCUGCGUGAGUGCGCGCCGUCCUUCUGUACCUCCUCAUGGCCCGGUGGCCGCGGCGGCGGCCGUCGGCGAUAUUUUUCGCGGUAAUGGAUGGUUCUUGUACAUGUCCAUUCUCAAUGUCCAGGCUUCAGGUGAUGAUA